Messenger RNA from Aspergillus versicolor CBS 583.65, 1704 nucleotides. RefSeq lists its product as uncharacterized. The transcript is spliced from 4 exons. NCBI's taxonomy places the organism in Eukaryota, Fungi, Ascomycota, Eurotiomycetes, Eurotiales, Aspergillaceae. The coding region runs from base 1 to 1605 and encodes 534 amino acids. Gene Ontology annotation, biological process: pectin catabolic process. Gene Ontology annotation, molecular function: carbon-oxygen lyase activity, acting on polysaccharides; carbohydrate binding. The record is from RefSeq and is a predicted model, not a curated record.
AUGUUGUUCUGGACGACUCUUCUUUCGGCCGCCCUUGUGGCAGCUUUGACUGUCGAAGAAACAGACAAUGGCAUUGUUGUCGACGUUGAGGGCGACGAUGGCUUCGUCGUGACCAUUGACAGUACCGGGUCCAUUUCCUCGCUUCAGUACCGAGACACCGAAUAUCAGUACGCUGAGACUCUGAGCCAUAUUGCCUCUGGUCUUGGAAGUGACACCACUGUUUCUCACACUACCGAAGGGGACUAUGCCAUUGUUUCGGCCACGGCCAAGAGCGACGAUUUUGACUUGACCCACUACUAUGUCUUCCAGAAUGGCCUCAGUGCAAUCUACAUGGGCACAAACACCAACUCGCAACCCGCUGUCGGCGAACUCCGCUACAUCGCGCGUCUCGUUGGCCUUCCUGAAGCUUAUAAGGAAGGCGAAGUUUCUGAUAUCACUGGCGGUGGAGACGCCAUAGAGGGCAGUGAUGUAUUCGUCGUCGAUGGCCAGACUCGCAGCAAGUUCUACUCGUCGCAACGCUUCAUCGACGACUCGGUCUACUGCGCCUACACUUCCGACAGCAGUGUCCACGCCUGCUUCCUGUCCGACACCCGAUCGCGCGAAAAGUCCUCUGGCGGUCCAUUCUUCAGAGAUAUUGACCUGAACCUGGGCAGCGACUACCACUCUGUAACCUACUACAUGAACUCCGGACACGUGCAGACAGAGGCCUUCCGAACGGGCUUCUUCGGCCCCUACAUUCUCUCCUUCACGGGCUCUACCAUCCCCUCUUGGUCAGACUUUGACACUUCCUUCUUCGACGACCUCGCAUUAGACGGGUACGUCGGGCCCUCAGGGCGCGGUGCCGUAUCGGGCUCCGUCAGCGGCACAUCAGACUCCCACCCUGCCAUCGUCCACUUCUACAACGACGACUACCAGUCCUGGACCAAUUCCUCGGACGGCUCCUUCACAUCCCCUCAGCUCGUGGAAGGCUCCUACACCGUCGCGCUAUACCAAGACGAACUCCUCGCCGCAACCACAACCGUCGCCGUCUCCGCCGGCGCAACAGCCACAGCCUCCCUCUCUGCAACCAACGAGAUAAUAACCGCCGAACGCACGACAAUCUUCCAAAUCGGCGAAUACGACGGGAAGCCAACCGGUCUUCUAAACGCAGACAAGCAGCUCCGCAUGCACCCCUCCGACGAGCGCAUGGCCGACUGGAACCCCACGCCCUUCGUCGUCGGCACGGCAGAGGACUCCGAGUUCCCUAUGGCGAUCUUCACGGCCGUCAACAAUAACUUCGAGAUCCAGUUCUCGCUCGACGAGGAGAUCUCGGCGGAUACCGUUACCGUGAGGAUUGCGACGACACUUGCCUUUGCUGGGGGCCGGCCGCAGAUUACCCUAAACGAGGAUGAGUGUGAGGCGCCUGAGUCGCCGUCGGAGAUUGACUCGCGCGGUGUAACCCGUGGGGCGUAUAGAGGCAAUGGAGAGGUUUACACCUGUGAUUUCGCCAAGGGAAGCUUGGUUGUGGGUGACAACUCGGUGUUUAUUAGUGUUAUCUCGGGGAGUGACGGGGAGGAGUUUUUGAGCCCGAAUGUGGUUAUUGAUGCCGUUGAGGCUUAUUAUUAAGUGUUGAUGUGAUAUGUGGGUGGAAUUCGUUGGAAUCGGUGUAUCAGAUGUAGGAUGUUGUAUAGUAUCUUAGGGUCUUUGUAUAUGUCUAUUUGUCGG